Molecule: messenger RNA, 3289 nt
Organism: Anguilla rostrata (American eel)
Lineage: Eukaryota; Metazoa; Chordata; Actinopteri; Anguilliformes; Anguillidae
Gene: nemp2
Product: nuclear envelope integral membrane protein 2
Exons: 9
Coding region: 456-1904 (482 amino acids)
Cellular component (GO): nuclear envelope
Source: RefSeq, a predicted model, not a curated record
UUGAGCGAGAGCACACAAUGUAUCGAAUUACUUAGCUGCUCAGAAAAGUCGUUUAGUUAACAGGUAUAAACAAGAAAGGAGAGAAUAUUACCACUACAUUAUAAUAGUAUUUUCUUGUGUGUUAAAAAGUAUCACUUGUUGCUAUCGCUAGCCAAGCAGCUACAUUCGGUUUAUAUUUAAGACCAAACUAGAGGAUAUAGACACGUUGAGCUAAUUUGAUUGGCAUACACUCCUUUUAGAAUUUGCGGUUCUCUGGAAGAUUAUAAAUCAAAAGUCUACAGCUACCUUUAUUUAGCAAUUCGCGAAUGGCAUGAUUCGUUUUAAUUGACGUAUCUCGUAAACUUCCGCUUCAGGCAUUGUUCUUUGUGUAGCACCAUCGUUCCAUCGUUUGAUUAGGUCUGACCACGCAAAGAAAACCUCCGAAUUUGAAACUAUUCUAGCUACAGCCAGCCAACAUGAUCGAUGCAGCUCUACGAAGAGUGCUUCUGAAGCUAGGCCUUAUAUUUAUUUUCUGCCAUCGUUCUGCAGGGAGUUACGGAUAUUCGUAUCCAGAUUGCACAUAUCUAAAAGGAAAUGAGAAUUCAACGCAUUACGGCGGUAGAUGUUUCUGCUACAGCUCAGGCACAGUGAUUAAAUGGAAAGAUAUAUGGUCCACAUUCCAGGUGCGCUUAAUAGGUGACGAUGGCGUCCGCCUUGUGUACCCCAUGGAAACGCGGAACUGUCGUGAGCCGGACGACGUCAUCACGCUGUCUAGGUGCUUAUUUGAUCACUACUGGCCAUCCAGCUCUACUGAAGAGAACAGGCUGGAAAUUCCCCUCGUCGACCAGGACGUUUGUUUCAUGGUUAAGUCGAAAAGGGCCAGCAUUCAGUACACCCUGGAAGUCUCCGCCAAAAAACUUAACAGAGUACACUUUGGCUUGUUUAUAAUCGGAGUCACCCUUUUCUACUUCGCUGGAACAGUGUGCAGGAGUUCACUGUUUUACUACAGUGCAGGAGUUUCCCUGGGUGUGAUUUCAAUAUUAAUUUUUCUCCUUUUUGUGCUGAAGAAUUUCAUACCAAAGAGGGGGCUGUUUCUGAUGCUGUUCGGUGCAAGCUCUAGCCUGUCCUACCUGGGGUUCCAGCAGCUGCUAGCAAACUGGGAAGAGGUCAUAUCUAUAUAUUGGAGAGAAGUUCUGGGUUACCUACUGCUGUCAGGUUUCAUCAGCUUUGCGGUCUGCUACAAGCGCGGUCCAAUCACAGACGAGCGAACCCUGGUCCUCAUGACCUGGAUGCUGCAGAUUAUCGCCAUGGGAAUGAUAUAUCACGGCAUCACUUACCCCACAGCGUGCUACGCUGUGCUGGCGGUCCUGCUGGGGCUCAAAUUCAUCCCAUAUCUGGGGACACUCCUGCUGGCCACCUGCAGACAAACUGGCCGGCUCCUCCGCUCCGUCAAGGGCCUGUUCGGGAGGCGGCAGCCCCGGGCUCGACUGCUGACUGAAGAGGAGUACAGGGAGCAGGGGGAGGCGCACACCAGAGCCUCCCUGGAGGCGCUGAGGGUGCACUGCACCAGCCCGGACUUCCCUGCUUGGGACACGGUCCUGAGGCUGCGCUCGCCGCAAAGGUUCGCCAGCUUCCUGCGGGGGGGCUCGCACCUCACCCCUGAGGAGUCGAACACGCACGACCAGCGGUACGGGGUAGGGGGCGCAUAUUACGAGGGCAUGCUCUUCCCCGGUCAAGGCCGGGGGGCGCCGUCGAGCAGAGGGGCCCCUCAGCACGGGCGCGGAGAAGACCUCAGCGAGGAUGAGCUGGAGUACUACGAACCUGCCCAGGCCCUCCCACCGCCCAUCCCUCUGCCCAUCCCUCUGCACAGCCCGCGCCCACUCUCUGUAGUCCCCUCCCCUCCCUCCCUGCCAGUCGCGCUGUAGCUCUCCCUCCUGCUUACACCCCCCCAGUGUGCCCCUACCCUGCUCUCCCCUACACCCCCAACUCAGACGCCACAAUGACAGAAGAUCAGGAGCUGUUCUAACAUCACCCUUUGCACACGUCUGAAUUUUGGUUGAUUUGGUCCUCCUCAGUGUGAAUGACAGCUACCCAUAUGGUCGAUUUGAUAAUUGCGUGCCAAAAUAAUUUCAUAAUCCCGUUGGAUGGCAUGCAGCCGGUGCCACUUUCUUCCUCCAACUGUGUUUUAGCAGAGGUGGAAAAUCCAGGUUAAAAAAAUAGAAAUCCUCCCCAGUAUUUUGUUCCAAUCACCUGGAUUUGCUCAUUAGCACAAUUCUAAAGCCAGGAGGCAGAACUACCUGGUGAAAUCAGCUGGCUGAGUUCAUGGGUCACGGUGGAAGAAACACAUGGCAGGACUUUUACUUUGACCCCUGGACUGUCCACCUUUGGUCUUUAUAGUCACUCCCUGUAAAUUCAUGACAUCACAGAGGUCAUGCAAGCGGGCAGUUAUCAGGAAUUAAUGGUACGCGGCUGUCGGAAUCACAUCUCAUGCCAAAUGGCAGCCGUGUGUGUGUGUGGGCCGGGGGCUGGGUUGGAGGGCCACACCUCAUCUUCAUCGUGACAUCCCGAUCCAGCUGAGCGGGACUCUCACACUCAAAUCCUGGAGGGCUGCGAUGUCUGCCAGGUUUCGGUGUGUUGCUGCACUUAAGUCAUUGAUUGGCUACAGGGUCCACAUAGCUGGAUUCCAAGGUCUAAAUUGACUGCUGACUGAAAAGAAACAUACAAAAAAACAUGCAGACACUGCAGCCCUCCAGGCCAGGAGUUUGAGACCACUGCUCUUGGGCAUGUCAGUUUAUCACAGUCAAAUCACAGAGGUAGCCAUGAUUGUUUUUUUAUGACGCUAACGAUAAUGAUGCUAAUCUUAGUCUUCAGAUCAUCUGUUGGAAGACAAAUCCUGCCAUUUUUAAAAGAAAUGUGGUUUUACUUAGCUUGCAGCAGUGAGAACGUUCAGAAUGCCUGGAUAUUGCAGAGCCUUCUCGUCAUGUCCAGGUCUGAGAUGCUGUUCUUUACUGCCCUCUAGUGUAACUCUCAGGAAUAAGCCAACCAACAUACCACCCUGCUGUGUGCUGAUUUUUAUUUUUAUUUUUUAAAAAGGAUUUUUAGAAAACCCUCAGGGGGAAAACCUUGGGUAAGACUAGUAUAAUGGAUCUUUGGUAUACUUAUUCUCUGUUUUUAAAAAAGUAUUUUUUGUAAAUACUAGCAUAAUAUUCAGACUCCUUGGACUAUACAGAUACAUAUCAGAAAGCUCCUGCCAUGCAGACUGUGAGGUGGCUACUUUUGAGAAUGAUUAAUAAAACAGGACUUGGUCUUA